UCCGGCUCCCAUCUCCGAGUAGAAGGUCGCCCCGUUUCGUCGCCGCUCUUCUUCCUAGCCGGCAGAAAUCACGUGGAGGGCUGGCUCCUUUCCCAGUCUCCGCGAUCGCAGUAGCGGCGUGGCUAUUUUAAAGUCAACCCCCCCCCCUCCUCUCUAAGCCAAGGAGUUCCUCCUAGCUUGGGACCCGUCUCAGUUUCAAACCUGCGGCUCCCAGGCAAUAAAGGUUUAUACUCGUAGGCGCCUUGUGCGAGCGCCCGCGUCCGGGGUAAAGCAGUGGAAUUUCGCCUUGCAGGAUUUCGAAGCGCCCCGUUUUCCCGCUACGCCCCUCUCCCCCCUCCCUUCAAUCCCUAUGUAAGGCUGCCUCGGGGUAAUGGAUUCCCGAGCGUGAACUAUUAAACUGCUUCUGGCAAGUUAUGCUUGCUGCCUGCCAUGCGGUUGUGAGCUGUCUUGAAUGAAACGCGCCCGGCGGGAAAGAAGAGAGCCAAACUGAGGAGGAAGAAAAUAAUAAUAAUAAUAAUAACCCAGGACGCGUCUCUUUCUCUACUCCAAGUUUUCAAUUCAGCCGCCUCGAGAUGGAUGGGGAUGGGAUUCACCUCCACAGAAUGGCCCGCGCGUCAUACCCUGACAGUUCAUUUCAUGGGGUGGAGUUUCUCCCAGAAAAUUUCAGAGAUGCUUCUAAUGAAACAACAAUGAGGAUGAAUGAGAAAUACUCCACAUUACCUGCCGAGGAGAAGGGAAUCCACAUCAUCAACAUCAGAGCUAUUGAAGACAUCGGCUAUGUUCGCACAGAAAGUACACUAUUAAAUUCAUUCUCACAAGAUCCAGAUGCCAACUGCAAAUAUGGACUUUUUUUUAGAGAUGGCAAAAGGAAAGUGGAUUAUAUUCUGGUUUACCACUACAAGAAGUCCUCAUUUAGUAAGACACUCACUCGGCGAAUCCAUUUCAAUGAUAUGGGACCUCGAAGCGUUAAGCAAGACAAACCACUUCCUGGAAAAGGAGGGCAGCUUAGCAUGGAUGAAGGUGCACCUCACAUGGAUUAUCAUGAAGAUGACAAGAGAUUCCGCAGAGAAGAGUAUGAAAGCAACCUUAUGCAGGCUGGCCUUGAGCUGGAAAGAGAUGAAGAUACAAAAAUACAUGGUCUUGGAUUUAUAAAAAUUCAUGCUCCUUGGAACGUUUUGUGCCGCGAAGCAGAGUUUAUGAAACUGAAGAUGCCCACAAAAAAGGUGUAUCAAAUUCAUCAACCUCAUGGCCUUUUGAAAAAGAUCAAUUCUGUAAUCCAAAAAAUAACAGAACCCAUUCAACCUAAAGUGGCAGAACAUAAGCAUCAGACAGUGAAACGACUUUCCUAUCCUUUCUCAAGGGAGAAGCAACACUUGUUUGACCUCUCUGAUAAAGACUUCUUUUUUGAUAGCAAAACUAGAAGUACCAUAGUUUAUGAAAUACUGAAAAGAACUACAUGCACCAAAGCCAAGUAUAGUAUGGGGAAAGGAGAGGGAAGAAAGAAGGACACUACCCUUUUAAAUAAAAGACGAAAAUGUGAUAAAUAUGGAAUCACCAGUCUACUUGCCAAUAGUGUUUACAGUGCUGCAUAUCCCUUGCAUGAUGGUGAUUAUGAAGGUGACUAUGUUGAGCCUAAUGACAGAAAACUCCUGUGUGAAGAAUGGGCAAGUUAUGGAGUAUUUUAUAAAUAUCAACCAAUUGACUUAGUUAGGAAGUACUUUGGUGAAAAGAUUGGACUAUAUUUUGCCUGGCUGGGAGUUUAUACACAAAUGCUCAUUCCAGCUUCUAUUGUGGGAAUUAUCGUGUUCCUUUAUGGUUGUGCAACUGUUGAUGAGAAUAUACCAAGCAUGGAGAUGUGUGACCAGAGAAACAAUAUCACCAUGUGCCCCUUGUGUGACAGAACAUGCAGCUAUUGGAAAUUAAGCUCUGCUUGUGCCACUGCUCGGGCUAGCCAUCUUUUUGAUAAUCCAGCCACUGUCUUCUUCUCAGUCUUCAUGGCUCUCUGGGCUGCUACCUUUAUGGAACACUGGAAGAGAAAACAGAUGCGUCUGAAUUAUAAAUGGGAUCUUACUGGUUUUGAAGAAGAAGAAGAGGCAGUCAAGGAUCACCCAAGAGCUGAGUAUGAAGCAAAAGUAUUAGAAAAAUCUCUCAAGAAAGAAUACAGAAACAAAGAGAAGGGCCAGCAAUUGCCAGAAGAGGCAGCUAACAAAUGGCGAAAAAGAGUUAAGAGAGUCAUGGCUGGGAUGAAAUUGACUGAAAAAGAAAAACUGACAUGGAAAGAUCGGUUCCCAGCAUACUUCACAAAUUUUGUGAGCAUUAUUUUCAUGAUUGGACUGACAUUUGCUAUUGUUUUUGGGGUUAUUAUAUACCGAAUCUCCACUGCAGCAGCUUUAGCCAUCAGCUCCUCUCCAGGAGGCAGGUCGAAUGUUAGAGUGACGGUCACAGCCACUGCAGUAAUUAUUAAUCUGGUGGUGAUAAUAAUCUUGGAUGAAGUAUAUGGCUGCAUAGCUAGAUGGUUGACUCAGAUUGAGGUUCCAAAAACAGACAAAAGUUUUGAAGAACGACUUAUCUUCAAGGCCUUCCUUCUGAAAUUUGUGAAUGCUUACACACCCAUUUUCUACGUUGCUUUCUUCAAGGGCCGAUUUGUUGGACGCCCAGGAGAUUAUGUCUACAUUUUUCAUUCUCUUCGAAUGGAAGAGUGUGCUCCUGGUGGUUGCCUGAUGGAAUUGUGUAUACAACUUAGCAUUAUAAUGUUGGGCAAACAACUGAUUCAGAAUAAUCUUUUUGAAAUUGGCAUCCCUAAUCCAGUUUGGUUUUGUAACCCUGUUUGUUGCAUCCUUCCCAUUGGCUCCCUUGUUUGCAUUACUAAACAAUAUCAUCGAGAUACGUCUGGAUGCAAAGAAAUUUGUCACUGAGCUUAGGAGACCAGUUGCAGUGAGAGCUAAAGAUAUAGGAAUAUGGUAUAAUAUCCUCAGAGGGGUAGGAAAAUUGGCUGUGAUCAUAAAUGCAUUUGUGAUCUCAUUCACAUCUGACUUCAUUCCACGCCUCGUGUACCUGUAUAUGUACAGUGAGAGUGGCACCAUGCAUGGCUUCGUGAACCAUACACUAUCCUAUUUUAAUGUCAGCGAUUUUCAAAGAGGAACUGCUCCAAAAGAUGAUAUGGAGCUUGGCUAUCAAGUGCAAAUAUGCAGAUACAAAGAUUAUAGAGAACCUCCAUGGUCUGAAAAUAAAUAUGACGUUGCAAAAGAUUUUUGGGCUGUGCUUGCAGCAAGAUUAGCAUUCGUAAUAGUGUUUCAG
This is a messenger RNA of Thamnophis sirtalis, 3297 nucleotides long. Lineage: Eukaryota; Metazoa; Chordata; Lepidosauria; Squamata; Natricidae. The record is from RefSeq and is a predicted model, not a curated record.